AGCUCCUCCGUCACACACCCAUCACCAACUACCUCAUUUUGGAAAAGAACAGCGGUCAUGGAGGGACAUGGUAUGAGAACCGGUAUCCUGGAUGCGCGAUGUAGCAGCUGGUACAAGACCGAGGACGGACGGAAUGUGGAUCAUUGGCCGAAGAAUGUGGGGCAGUAUCAAGCGGAGCUGACGCAGGUACAUUGGGGCGAUUUUAUCGUGGAAGGAAGCGCAACGACAAGUGUUCAGGAACGAGCUGAUGGCGGUAACGAUCGAAUACGAUGGCUUUGGAUGGGCUUGGCUGCGGUGCGAUUGAUGGUGGUGACAAUGAUCAUGGGUGUAAGAAACGAGCGGGCGGAGGGUGUUUCAAGUGCCGGUGGAGUUUAGCGAGGACGGUGGCGCGAUCGGCCAU
Messenger RNA from Aspergillus uvarum CBS 121591, 400 nucleotides. RefSeq lists its product as uncharacterized. The record is from RefSeq and is a predicted model, not a curated record. Bases 58 to 375 code for a protein of 105 amino acids. The transcript has a single exon. Lineage: Eukaryota; Fungi; Ascomycota; Eurotiomycetes; Eurotiales; Aspergillaceae.